AUGCCUCAAAAGUAUCCUCGCAAGGUCGAAGAAUCGUCGUUAACUUCCGGCCCCAAAGCGCUAUCUACACAGAUCUCACGCUGCGUCGCGUUGUCAAAAGAUGGAAAAGAAUGUCCGCGUACGAAAACGAAGCCCAAGUAUCGAUAUUGCCGUCUCCAUCAUCAAGAGUACAGCGAUCUUUAUCAAAAGUACAAACAGCUGGAGAAGGAGUAUGAGACCUUGGCAUCGGGAGAUACAGACGUUCCGGCUGCAGUAAUCACGGAGAGAAUCGCACGAGGGAAACAGGCCAUCACACUGAGGGACCAAGUUAAUAGGCGGUUCUUCAGUUUCGAUGAUGGCAACAGAGGGCACGUCCGAUGGAUAUUGAAGUUGAAAAAUGAGGUCGAUACUCUGGAGGACAGAUUCAAGAUAGGGGCGGAUGAGGCCCUUGACGGAUAUAGGCCAGCACAAGAAGAUCAGAGCGAGCCGACAAGCGAUUCUGCAGAAAGUGACCACCAUCGUGGGGAACUCGAGUAUCGCUCGCUGCUUUCACCGGAUAUACCGAUGUCUGAUUUGGACCAUCUGCCGGAUAAUAGUCCGGUAAAAGUUCUGAAGAAAGCCUUUGCCCAGUUUAGCGACGAAAUGUGGCAACGACUGUAUAGGAUCGCUCCCUCGCUAGAUGACUCGUCUCCAGAGAUCAAGGAUGGCGAGACAGGGGAGUCACGGAAGCCUGAUGAAGGCGAUAAAGUCAUACGAUUUGUCCUGCGUGAAUUCAUUAUCUGGAAAGCAGACACGGAAGUUCUUACUCUAGCUUCCAAGACUGACAGUAUAGAUAAGUUUCUGCGACAAGUGCCCUCGAGUGCUCUAGAAUUUAUCAAAUUCUUCGAGAACCUAGGCCGUGAGGACACCCUACAUUUGCUACGUGAUGCCGUCUGCGAUAACGUGCUGCCUUCAGAUUCGUCGGCAGUCACUAUACUGGGCGAGCGGAUUCCCACUGACAACGAAAUGAGAAGGAUGACCGUCAAAGCCUGGGACAUACUGUAUGAGUAUUUUCCAGAUUAUUUACAGUGGACAACCGUCGAGUUCUUCUGCUUCAGAUUCGAGGACAUCCUUCUCAUCAAGAGACUCAUCGCACUAAAGAGAUACCCAAAAUGGUAUAGUGACGCCUGCGAAGAACAAAGAGUGUCUAUUCUUCUUGGUUUUAUAUCGGUCACUGAGGGUUUCCAGGACCCUCUUAUCCACCUUGCUGAAAAGGACGGAAUUAUCACCGCGACCGAGAAUCGUUGUUAUCUCGUCGGGAGAAUAAGCAAGCAUGACGCCAUGACAGCGACAUUCGUUCAAGAUCUCCUCAAACGCAUUGCUCAAUACAUUGUGGUAGUCUACGAGACUGGCGGAGAUGGAUUCCAGUCUUUGAAAGUCACUUACCAAACAGACGUGCUAGACGACGAUCUUUGGAUCAGUCGCUGCCGUUCGGCGGAAACACAUGCGCGUCUGAAACAGACUUCCUGGAGCGUCACACGGUCAUUGAAAGACAUCCGCAAUGAUGUAGAACUCAUACAAUCCUACCGAGAACGCAACUUGGUAAAAGACUACAUCGAGAUCUUAAUAAUAGACAGGCAUCCAGGUCGCAUGUUCAGCCUCCGCAGCCUUGUUAGCGAUGCCUUAGUGAUGCUUGCCAAUGACCCGACCCAAGAGGAGAUCAUGAGAAGCGCCAUUCGCAAUUCAAUACCCGAAGACGAACAACCACAGUGGAUAGAUGCCUGCUUGUUCGGAGGGACAUCCAUCGAAGACAACCAUGUUGGCAACAUUCACUAUGAAGGAGCCCGACUUCGAGCUUGGGGAUGUGCAGCAAAAACAGCCAGAUCUAAUUCACGGUUCUCUAAAUACCAAAAUCUCAAUCCGAGACCGCCGGCUGAUAUGCAAGAUCCUAGAGGAAAUGGAGGCUAG
Molecule: messenger RNA, 1926 nt
Organism: Penicillium odoratum
Lineage: Eukaryota; Fungi; Ascomycota; Eurotiomycetes; Eurotiales; Aspergillaceae
Exons: 1
Coding region: 1-1926 (641 amino acids)
Source: RefSeq, a predicted model, not a curated record